GAUAAGGAAGCUAGCUCUACGCUGCCCGAAAGGGGCAAUUUCUUUUCUGUAAUCUAUGGGUUGGUCGACCUAUCGAGUCGGUUACCUGCGAGUGCGGCCUCGCUUGUCGACACAUAUGCGCUUUCUUCUCGCAGCCCUAUAGAUUUGGCUGACACAACGAGCCUAGUUUGCAGCACACUAACGCGAUGGUGUGAUUUCAAUUCUGGUUGGCCACUCAUCGGGAAAAUGUCCUUGGUAGGGCUCAAGCCGCUGUUGGCGUACCUUUGGCCCUCCACCACCGGAACCAGACACCCAAAGCAUGGCUUCUUUGGACUUGUCCUGACAUGGUGGAUCUGGCGUUAUAGUAUCGCAUGGAUCCUGACUCGAGCCAUAUUGUACAUAUAUUCACGAUCGCUGAAAAUGAAAUAUACUACCAUCCUCAUUCUCGGAGCAGGUGUUAUUGGGUCGACCGUCGUGAACUCUUCUGUACUACUGGGAUCGCUCGGCUGGGUCGUAGGCUGCGGUACACUCGCU
Messenger RNA from Fusarium oxysporum Fo47, 513 nucleotides. RefSeq lists its product as uncharacterized. The record is from RefSeq and is a predicted model, not a curated record. The annotation marks the transcript as partial. The transcript has 2 exons. NCBI's taxonomy places the organism in Eukaryota, Fungi, Ascomycota, Sordariomycetes, Hypocreales, Nectriaceae.